AUCUUUUUUUUUUAAUUUUUUGGUUUCACUUCUCAUGAGAACAAUUACAAAAAUCUCUGGCUUUCCCCUUAUCUAAGAGAGAAAACCCAUUUGGGUGCUCAGAAAAUCUCGUGGAGGAGUUGAAGAAUCCAUGGAUUUGCAGAGAAUUCGGAGGAGAUUUUUGGUCUCAGUUCUGAUGCUACUGGUUUAUGCUUCUUGUUCGGUGAAAGCUGGGGAUAUUGUGCACGACGAUGACAAAGCUCCCAAGAAGCCCGGUUGUGAGAACGACUUCGUUUUGGUGAAAGUGCAAACUUGGAUUGAUGGGGUGGAGUCCAGUGAACUUGUUGGUGUUGGUGCUAGAUUUGGCACCGCCAUUGUGUCAAAGGAAAAGAAUGCAAACCAAACUCGCCUUACGCUUUCGGACCCUCGUGAUUGUUGCAGUAAGCCAAAGAAAAAGCUUGCUGGAGAUGUCAUCAUGGUAGAUCGAGGUAAAUGCAAAUUCACAACUAAGGCAAAUGUUGCAGAAGCGGCUGGUGCUUCAGCCAUGCUCAUUAUAAACAAUCAGAAAGAACUUUACAAGAUGGUUUGUGAUCCAGAUGAAACUGAUUUGGAUAUACACAUACCAUCUGUCAUGCUGCCGCAAGAAGCUGGUGUGAGCUUGGAAAAAAUGCUAAUGAACAGUUCAUCGGCAGUGUUUGUGCAAUUGUACUCUCCACGACGUCCUGUAGUCGACAUUGCAGAAGUAUUUUUAUGGCUGAUGGCAGUUGGUACCAUCUUAUGUGCAUCUUAUUGGUCUGCAUGGAGCGCCAGAGAAGCAGCUAUUGAACAUGACAAGCUAUUAAAGGAUGGUGCUGACGACAUUCCAAGUGACAAAGCUGUGGGUGCAGCCACAGGUGGUGUAGUAGACAUCAGCACAAUGUCAGCGGUGUUUUUUGUUGUUAUUGCUUCAUGCUUUUUGGUCAUUCUCUACAAGCUAAUGUCACUCUGGCUGGUUGAGAUUUUGGUUGUCCUUUUCUGCAUAGGUGGCAUAGAGGGUUUGCAAACUUGCUUGGUUGCUUUGUUAUCUAGGUGGUUCAAACAUACUGCAGAAUCAUACGUUAAAGUGCCCAUCUUGGGAGCCGUCUCAUACCUUACAUUGGCUGUUUCUCCAUUCUGUAUAGCAUUUUCUGUUCUCUGGGCAGCUUUUCGCGACAUCUCCUUCGCUUGGAUAGGUCAAGAUAUCCUUGGCAUUGCGCUGAUCAUCACGGUUCUUCAAAUUGUCCGUAUACCUAAUCUCAAGGUUGGUACAGUUCUUCUCAGUUGUGCCUUCUUGUACGACAUCUUUUGGGUGUUUGUUUCCAAAAGAUUGUUCCAUGAAAGUGUGAUGAUUGUGGUGGCUCGUGGUGACAAUAGUGGAGAGGAUGGUAUUCCAAUGCUACUAAAAAUCCCACGCAUGUUCGAUCCAUGGGGCGGUUACAGUAUCAUAGGAUUUGGCGACAUCCUACUACCAGGACUGGUUGUGGCAUUUUCACUUAGGUAUGAUUGGCUGGCAAAUAAGACUCUCCGAGCCGGUUACUUCUUCUGGGCAAUGUUUGCCUACGGAUUCGGUCUUCUCAUUACAUAUGUGGCAUUGAACUUAAUGGACGGCCAUGGCCAACCGGCGCUGCUUUACAUCGUUCCCUUCACGCUCGGAACCUUUCUGACUUUGGGAAAGAAGAGAGGUGACCUUGGGACUUUGUGGAGUAAGGGUGAACCGGAGAGACCUUGCCCCCAUGUCCGACUCCAAGAGUGUCAAGAAUUGGAAGAGGACAAGUAGGAGAGCUUCUUAGCUGUAUAAUAUUAUAGGUUUUGUUGGUAUUUAUCCUAUUGCUUAGUGUUGGGAAAUAUAUUGUGAAGCAAUUCUCUCUCAAGCACACUAUUGCAUGACAAGCAAAAGGGUUUAUGAAAGCUCGUUGCCCUUGAAAGUUGUACCGAGCUUAUGAAUUAGUUAAUGUUAGUUUUGCCUCACAACUUCUCUUGGAAAUUCCUUAUUUUUGGAAUCCCUAAAAAAGCAAGGAAAAAAAAGUGUGUGAAGUUGAUUAUCUAAA
Messenger RNA from Morus notabilis, 2045 nucleotides. Its product is annotated as signal peptide peptidase-like 2. The record is from RefSeq and is a predicted model, not a curated record. The transcript has 14 exons. Gene Ontology annotation, cellular component: Golgi-associated vesicle membrane; lysosomal membrane; cytoplasmic side of endoplasmic reticulum membrane. Bases 131 to 1774 code for a protein of 547 amino acids. Gene Ontology annotation, biological process: membrane protein proteolysis. Lineage: Eukaryota; Viridiplantae; Streptophyta; Magnoliopsida; Rosales; Moraceae. Gene Ontology annotation, molecular function: aspartic endopeptidase activity, intramembrane cleaving.